Molecule: messenger RNA, 2157 nt
Organism: Eubalaena glacialis (North Atlantic right whale)
Lineage: Eukaryota; Metazoa; Chordata; Mammalia; Artiodactyla; Balaenidae
Gene: ZNF613
Product: zinc finger protein 613
Biological process (GO): regulation of DNA-templated transcription
Source: RefSeq, a predicted model, not a curated record
CGGAAGUGCGGAUUCUAGGAGGUCGCGGUGGGAUCAGGAGAAAAUCGAGACCGUGUGUGGAUCUCUGCGUGGAAUAGGAUGAAGGAAACGAGUUCCUGAAGUCCAGGUCCUCCUUUGCCAAUCGCCUUUGGCUUUCCACAUCUUCUCUCGACCCCGUAGAAAUGAAAGCGUUGUUGGAGAUCGAGGAUUAAGCACACCUAAAGUGCUCACAGGUCGUGGCUCCUGGAGCAAGAUACAUCACGUGACGUGAGAAGGCUUCACGACCUGGAUAUCAUCAUUUGUGGGGACAUCACUGCCUGGAGACUAAGAUUUCUAACCAGAAAUUUAGGGCAGUUCAAGAAGAGGCUCAGGAGACAUCCUAGUCUUUGGCCGUUUCCCAAUAACAGAUGAAAAUGAUCAAGGACCAGGGAUCGCUGACACUGGAGGAUGUGGCCGUGGACUUCACGUGGGAGGAGUGGCAGCUCCUGGCCCCGGCUCAGAAGGACCUGUACCGGGAUGUGAUGCUGGAGAACUAUAGCAACCUGCUGUCUGUGGGGUAUCAAGCCGGCAAGCCGGAUGCUCUCUCCAGAUUGGAACGAGGAGAACCGUGGCCAGUAGAAGAUGAAAUCCACAGUCGAAUCUGUCCAGAAAUGAGGAAAGAUGACUGUCUUCAGGAGGACUUGCAAAAUCAAAGAUGUCCAAAAAGAAUGGAACGAUGUCACGAACAUAAUGCACUUGGAAACAUUGUUCAUCGGAGCAAAAGUAACUUUCCUUUAAGGCAAAAUCAUGAUGUGUUGGACUUUCAUGGGAAAACACUGAAAUCAAACUUAAGUUUAGUCAACCAGAACAGAAGCUAUGAAGUAAAGAACCCUCUUGGAGAUGGGGAAUCCUUCCUCCAUGCAAAGCAUGAGCAAUUUCAUAGUGAAAUGAAAUUUACUGAAUGUGGAAGUUCUAUGAACACAAAUUCACAGUUCAUUAAGCAUCUAGAAACUCAAAAGAUAAAUAAACCCCACUUAUGCACUGAAUGUGGGAAAGCUUUCAUCAAGAAGUCCCGCCUCAUCGAUCAUCAGAGAGUGCACACAGGAGAAAAACCUCAUGGAUGCAGUAUAUGUGGGAAAGCUUUCUCCAGAAAGUCCAGGCUCACUGAACACCAGAAAACCCAUAUAGGAGAGAAACGGUAUACAUGCACUGAAUGUGACAAAGCCUUCCCCAAGAAAUCACGGCUGCUUAUUCAUCAGAAAACUCAUACAGGAGAAAAACCCUAUGUAUGCGAGGAAUGUGGAAAAGGCUUCAUCAAGAAGUCUCGGCUUAUUAAUCAUCAGAGAGUUCAUACAGGAGAGAAACCUCAUGGGUGCAGUCUGUGCGACAAAGCAUUCUCCAGGAAGUCCCGGCUCAUCGAACAUCAGAGAACUCAUACGGGAGAAAAACCAUAUGAAUGCACCAAAUGUGACAAAGCCUUCCGCUGGAAAUCACAGCUUAACGCACACCAGAAAACUCAUACAGGAGAGAAAUCAUAUAUAUGCAGUGAUUGUGGAAAAGGCUUCAUUCAGAAGGGCAAUCUCAUUGUACAUCAGCGAACUCACACUGGAGAGAAACCCUAUAUGUGCAAUGAAUGUGGAAAAGGCUUCAUCCAGAAGGGCAAUCUCCUCAUACAUCAACGAACACACACUGGAGAGAAACCCUAUGUAUGCAGUGAAUGUGGGAAAGGCUUCAGCCAGAAAACAUGCCUCAUCUCACAUCAGAGAUUUCACACUGGAAAGACUCCCUUUGUAUGUACCGAAUGUGGAAAAUCAUGUUCACACAAGUCUGGCCUCAUUAACCAUCAGAGAAUUCACACAGGAGAGAAACCCUACACGUGCAGUGACUGUGGGAAAGCCUUCAGGGAUAAGUCGUGCCUCAAUAGACAUCGGAGAACUCAUACAGGAGAGAGACCCUAUGGAUGCACUGACUGUGGGAAAGCCUUCUCCCACUUGUCAUGCCUCGUGUACCACAAGGGGAUGCUACAUGCAAGAGAAACGUGGAGAUUCAGUCAAGUUGGAAAAUCCUUUCUCAGAGAGUCCCAGCUCAUCACGUUCAAGUGAUAUCGUACAGGGGAAAAACCCUGUUAAUGUGGUGAGCGUGCACACACCUUCUGUGGCAGCUCAGACUCCAUUCCACAGUGAUGGGUUCCUAGCAGAU